This is a messenger RNA of Chelmon rostratus (copperband butterflyfish), 2760 nucleotides long. RefSeq lists its product as uncharacterized. The transcript is spliced from 4 exons. NCBI's taxonomy places the organism in Eukaryota, Metazoa, Chordata, Actinopteri, Chaetodontiformes, Chaetodontidae. The coding region runs from base 186 to 1571 and encodes 461 amino acids. The record is from RefSeq and is a predicted model, not a curated record. Gene Ontology annotation, cellular component: nucleus. Gene Ontology annotation, biological process: negative regulation of circadian rhythm; negative regulation of DNA-templated transcription.
CAAUCCGUUUUGUCUGUGGUUUUAUCGCACGGCGCAUUGACAAAGAGGAGCAGAAUGAUUUUGUGCAGCAACUUGAACAGACAUGAAUUUCAACAUGGCUCAGCUGCCUGACAUGAGCGUCGCUCGGCGCCCUAAAACUCGGCGUUGUAGGAAGUAACUGUAACUGUACACUUGGAGGGUCCAGGAUGCCGAAGGAACAGCCUUGCUUGGGUGAGCACAGUAUUUGUGCUGCAUCCAGCAAGAAUGCUAAAGAUAAGAGCAACAGUACGACUCUGCUGGCAAUGCGCAAUACUAAAGAGGUGGACAACGCCAGUGGACAGGGCUCCCGCUGCAGCUCAGAAAAAGACUCUGGCUUCUCUGAUGGCUCAGACUGGCAGCAGACAGACGUGGAGGACCAGCGGAGCAAUAACAGUCAAUCCAGGGGCAGCGAACAUGUCAAAACCUCACAGCCAGGUAAAAACGAGAAGAAUCCUGGGAAUCCUCCCCUGAUGCCGGCAGGCGGUGAACUCUCACCCAUCUACAUCAUCAACAACACGGUGCUUAUGCAGCCGGACAUGAUCCAGAAAAGAUGUCAGCUGCCCCAGAAAAAUGGAAGCUUGGAGACUGGUGGUUCUGGUGACGCCCACAUGAUCCUUUUACAGCAGCCUAGCUUGUUUCUGGCCACCCUCCAGCUCCACAAGCCCUCAUCUAAGAAGUCCAACACCGCAGGCAAAAUAAAUGGCACUUACCUACCAAUUCUCAACUCCUACCCCCGCAUUGCGCCACACCCCAGCAAGAAGCCGCCCGAUAAAUCUUCAUCGAACGAUGAAUCCAAGAAUCUGAGCAAGAGGGUGUGUACAGAACGCAAGAAUGAUGAAACGCCUGUGACAAGGAGCCUAUCUGAGCAGCACCUUUAUAAGCAACCCAAGUUAGCAGCCUUGUCGUACUCUGCCAGGCCAUGUGCCUCUUCAAACAGCGAUAGUCUCUCCUCCUGCAGUCUCACUACUGUCUCCUCGAGCCAGGGUUUGCCAUCUGGGUCCAAUCUGUGCUCCACCUCCUCCUUCCUCUCAAGCAGAGGACUUCACAGAAACAGCAGCACCAGUACUCGCCACCGCCGUUUCCUCAACACAGUACAAGUCCUCAGACAAUCAGGUCUGUUGGACAUCACACUGCGUACAAAGGAGCUGCUGCGGCAGAACAACACCACCGAGCAGGACAUUGCCCAACUGCGGCAGCACACAGAGUUACUGUGCCAGGCUGCCAGCAACCCCAGCUUCAGCCUGAAUGGCAUCCCAGCCUGGGAGCACCUACGCCGCUCUAUGGCAGAGUCUGGCAGCUACCCCAGCCUUACAAAUUCACAAAUCCCACAUCAUCCGGAUUCUGCUAGUAAACCAGACAGUAUUUCCACAGGACAUUUCCCACCAGCUGCAGAGGACUCAGAGGUGCUGCCGUCUCACUCGGUCAUCCCGGACCCCAACCAGAACUGUCCUGUGCCAGAGCAGUCCCACUCAGGACAAGGCAGGGAGCUCCAGGCCGGUUCUAAAUCUUCAGAGAAAGUCGCCUUUAUGCCUCCAGAUAGUUCUACUGGUUAGCUUCAUCUGCAGUGCCUUCAAAGGGAGAGCAAGUACUCAGGACUAACCAGUGGAGACCCAUUAGGUCUUUUUGGAUAUAAUGUGUGGUUAUAAUAGUUUAUCCCUGGUGAUUUAAACCUUGUUUGACAGAGAUAAUAUCUCUGCAGGUCAAUGGUAAUCCAACAAUGGCUCCAGUUUAGUACUUGUUGUACAUGUUGCAGUAUAGGCUUUGUUUUGAGCUGCCCAAUGUGCUUCACCAGCAUGAAGUGCUCGACGUCUUGGAAGCUGAUCCCUCAUUAUUGCACUUGAGGGCAGUUAAAUCCCGAGGCACCAUCUUGUAUCACCUGUACAGACUUUACGAAACCACACAGAGGAGUGGAGGGUCUCUGUUUAUGAGCCACUUAAAGCAUUAGGUGAAAAUGAUAUGUUUCCCCCAGAGGCAGAGGAAGUUGGCUUGCACACAGGUGAUGGCAACAACAGUAUAUGUUAUCAGUUCAGUUGGUCGUUACGCCGUCACAUCAGACCAGCUUCGUUCAGGGAAGUGAUGGACUAUCUCCUUGCAUGUCAAUGCGGAGAAAAUGAUUUCUUAUAACCCGCUGUUGUCGAGAGAGACUGAGGGUCCAAACAUGGCGGUGUAGUGGAUAGCUGUUCUACAAAAAUGUCACUUUAAGGAAACAGCACUAGAGGUACAUCUGGGUGCUAAUUGUCAGUUUCUCUGUAACAUCACAAAGUGCUCUACACUGGACUCCAGCAAGGACGUCUAUCUAGAUGCUUUUCAGGAAACAACUUGAUAUUUUUUGCAUCACCAGGGCCCAUCGUCGUCACAGGUCAUCAUGCUGAUUUAUUUCUUUCAAAUCGUUCUUCAUUUUAUAAAUGCAGCACUUCAACCACAGACUGUAUGAUUUCAACACAGCAUCUCUUAAGAGUUAUCCCAUUUCUUGUUGUCCACUUUCACUUUGAUAUUCUUGUUUUGCACUACGCCUCUAACGGUGGUCAUCUGUUUGCGUCAUGAGUCUGAGAGAGUUUGACAGUGUUUAAGUAUAGAGGUGUGUUGACGAAGUGGUGACAUGCAUGUAUUUUUUCUGUUCCUUUGUGCUUGUGCUUAUGACAGACAGCACUGCCAGCAAUGAACACAUAUCUGAAAUUUCAAGUGGUUUAUGUAUUUGUCAUGAUUUUUAAAGUAUUUAAAUAAAGUGAUACAUGAAGAAGA